Messenger RNA from Seminavis robusta, 1290 nucleotides. NCBI's taxonomy places the organism in Eukaryota, Bacillariophyta, Bacillariophyceae, Naviculales, Naviculaceae. The record is from the annotation of a GenBank genome assembly.
CAAUGUGUUACCUAACCUACGCGAAUCUGUAUUCUUGACACAAACCAACUUUUACUGCACCAGAAAGAGUUUCACAGCACCGGUAACAGCGUAUCACCCACCAAGGACCAGGACCAGGUCGUCCAGAAGACUGAAUCCGUGACAUUUGGAACAACCGGAUCGACGAGAGGAACAAUGGAAUCUGAAGAAAAAGGUAAGAGUAAAGGAGUGUACUUGCGAGGUGGUACGUGGUCCGACGAGGAAAUGGAGUUCAUGCUGGCGAUGGUUAAAGAGUUCAGAGCAGGAUCAGUUCCGAUUAAGAAAGGAACCACGAUGCGCAGUUAUCUCGCAGGUCAGUUACGUUGCAUCCCCAAGAGGAUCUCCAAAAAGAUGGAAAAUUCCGACUACAAUGGAAGACUCCUUUACGAGCCCGCCGUUCAUUUUAGCGGCAAAGAGUUGAAGGAGCGGAGAGAGCGACUCGAGAAACUCAGGUUGAAAUUUGAAGACGCCGUUGUCUUCUUGCAAAACAAGGACGACAGGUCAUCCCGUGGAGCCCAGUUUUUCUUGUACGAAGAGAAACCCAAGCCCGUCAUCAAAGACAUCCCAUCGUCGCCAAGUUCGUCAAAACAAAGUCAGGAACAGGCAACUGACGACAAGACAACAAAACAGGCAACUGUUGGUAUCAAGGGUGCAACUGACGGUAUCAAGGGUGCAUCUCGCAGUAUCGAGCGUGCAACAGCGUCCGCAGUCCUUCCUCAAGAUCCAUUUCGUGACCCUUUCAUUCCAGCAUCGAGGGAUCCCCUUUUGCCCGUCCCCCGGGCCUCCAUGAUUGCAAACGCUCGGCUCUCCUCGGUACCGGUAUGGCCACAGUACCUACCCGCAACGAGCAACGACCCGCUUUCAUCCAUGAUACACCUAGCCCAACCUUGGGCCAAUCCAUAUAAUUCAAUGCUUUCGAUGCAAAGGUCAAGAAUGCUAGCCCAAGGUUUGCCUCUCGAAGCUGGGGCGAGCAUUGGACAAUGUGCCACGUCCGGCGAAGGACAACUUCAAGUUCCUGAUGCGGCACAUUCCGCUGUUCCAGAUACUACUGUUCCAGAUACUACUGUUCCAGAUACCACUGUUCCAGAUACCACUGAGGACUUGGCUACGGUCCUUGCAAGAAAUAUAAAAUCCAAGGAAUGGCACCGAGCAGAUGCCACUGACGACUUGGCUACGGUCCUGGCAAGAAAUCUAAAAUCCAGGGAAGGACAACGAUCUUCAUUGGAUCCACCUGCCCCCAAACGACAAAGAAGGGAGUCAAGAAGGGGGUAG